GAAUUGUACAGUAAUUGCCACCGCACUUGAGCUCGAUUUAAAAAAAUCGUAGCCUUCCCUGACAUCUUUCUUUGUGCAAUUUCUGUCAGGUCCCAUGAAAAAUCCCGUUAUUUUGCUUUUGUAAUUCAUCUAACAAAGGCUUUUACUUGUUCCGACGGUUGACCGCAGUUAGUGGAACACGCGUUACUAACGCUGAUCCAUUCAGUGACAUUGUGUGAAGAUUUAUUUUGGUAUUUUAAUUUAUCGAUUUUGGCCUUCCUCUCAAAAGAUAGUGUUUAUUUAUUAGUGAGCUCGAGUAAUUGCUGCCCAAGCAACAAUUUUUUGUGCCACAGUCCUAUUCAAGAGAGAGCCGUGUCUUGGGGGAGAAGCACCCCGGGCACUACGGUGGCCCCAGAUACACCGGCACCAGCACCCCAGCCGCCGGGGGUGCUGGACAUGACGGCCACGGACAACAUCCGCUUCAGCGGCCACACGCUCGACAAGGCCACCAAGGCCAAGGUCACCUUAGAAAAUUUCUAUACUAAUCUCAUAACUCAACAUUAUGAGAGGAAACAGAGGCUCGAGAAGCUGGAGGAGUCACUCAAAGAUGAAAACUUGACAGAGAGCCAAAAACAAGAGAAAAGACAGCAACAUGCUCAAAAAGAAACCGAGUUUUUGAGGCUCAAGCGAUCGAGGCUCGGCGUAGAGGAUUUUGAACCGCUCAAAGUCAUCGGGCGAGGCGCGUUCGGCGAGGUCCGCCUCGUUCAAAAGAAAGAUACCGGUCAUGUUUACGCUAUGAAAAUACUCAGAAAAGCUGAUAUGCUUGAAAAAGAACAAGUGGCCCACGUGCGGGCCGAGCGUGACAUCCUAGUAGAAGCGGACCACCAGUGGGUAGUGAAGAUGUACUAUAGUUUUCAAGAUCCCAUGAACUUAUACCUCAUCAUGGAAUUCCUGCCAGGCGGCGACAUGAUGACCCUACUCAUGAAAAAAGACACCCUUAGCGAAGAAUGUGCGCAGUUUUAUGUCGCUGAGACGGCGCUAGCGAUCGACAGUAUACAUAAGCUCGGUUUCAUACACAGAGACAUAAAGCCGGAUAACCUUCUGCUGGACGCGCGCGGGCACAUCAAACUCAGCGACUUCGGGCUGUGCACGGGCCUCAAGAAGAGCCACCGCACUGACUUCUACCGCGACCUGUCGCGCGCCACGCCCUCAGACUUCAACUUUUUUUCAGUUUCAACAUCGUCGUCGGCGAUGGACUCAAAGCGGCGCGCGGAGUCUUGGAAGCGCAACCGGCGGGCGCUGGCAUACUCCACCGUGGGCACGCCCGACUACAUCGCGCCCGAGGUGUUCCUGCAGACCGGCUACGGCCCGCAGGCCGACUGGUGGAGCCUCGGCGUCAUCAUGUACGAGAUGCUGAUCGGGUACCCGCCUUUCUGCUCCGAGUCCCCGCAGGACACGUACCGCAAGGUGAUGUCGUGGCGCGAGUCGCUCACAUUCCCGCCCGAGAUACCCAUCAGCGAGGAGGCAAGGGAAACCAUUCUGCGCUUCUGCUCCGAACCGGACCGCAGGCUGGGUUCCGGGCGCGGCAUCGAGGACGUGAAGUCGGUGCCGUUCUUCCGCGGCGUGGACUGGAGCCACGUGCGCGAGCGCCCCGCCGCCAUCUCCGUCGAGGUGCGCUCCAUCGACGACACCUCCAACUUCGACGACUUCCCCGACGUGAAGCUCGAAAUACCGGCAGCGCCAAUCACGCAAGACGGUGAGGUGGCGUACAAAGACUGGGUAUUCAUUAACUACACGUUCAAGCGGUUCGAGGGGCUCACCCAGCGCGGCACGCCCACCAAGAAGUGAGCGCCGACACCCCCCACACCCAACGGCUCCAGGCGGGCCGCCCUGCCCCUCCCCGCUAAUCGCGCCGAUGUUAACACUGACGUCACCAUCACCCUAAAUGACCUGGAUUUACCUAUAACUAGAGUGCUCUCUGUUUUAGUCUGUAACUCUUCUUAUUUUCACACACAUUACGACUAUUUAUUUCCAUACAACGAUUUGUUAGCUGUCGAUUCAUAAAAGCGAUUAAAAUGAAGUUCACAACACAUUUACACAUUCUUUUUACAAUAUGGAAAUGUUGCUGUUCCAAACCAAAAUAUUGUAACCCCGUCCAAGAGGAGAAAAUGUAUCCAUCAUAUAUUAUUGGUGUUCCAUGGCUAUCAUACCGGCGUGUAUGAAAGUAGUAAAACUGAAAUUAUAAAAGUAAAUCUUACUAUUUUUUCCGGCAAAUGGGUCUAGUGUAAAGAGUAACGUUCGUCGCAUUUCUUCUGGUUUAAUGAAUUGUACGAUUUAAAGGUUCCCGAUGUUUCCUAUUUCACCUGUAAUAGUUAAUUAUUUGUUUUACAAGGGGGCAAGGUUGUUGUUUGACCGCUCGUGAUAACAUUGAUACCCGAGCAAGCGAAAGAUUACAAAAUUGAACCACUAGCGUAGCUAGUGGUUCGAAAAAUUGAAUCUUGAGCGUUGCGAGGGUUUCAAAGCACGAGGGUUAAACAAAAUUUGCCCCCGAGUGAAACACAAAAUUUUGCACCACACCAACCCGACCAAACCAAAAGCAAAUAUUAAAUGUAAAAUAUCAAACAAAAACAAACCAAAUCAAAUCCAAAUGAAUGUUAUUAUAUAUUAAUCAUCCAAAAUCAUCAUUCAAAAGUCAAUUCUACCAGCAAACAUAAGAAAACAACUCAAAAUUUGCAUUUGAUUACUUUGCCUGACAUGUGAAUAAAAUGCAACUUUGUUAUCAGUUCUUGAAGUGCAACGUAAGCCUUUCCAAGCUGGUGUGGGAAAAUUAAAUUAUUUAUUUACUGCUACACUGUAUUGUAGCUUGAUAGACUGGGUAAGGAGAAAAUCCUAAGAAUUAUGACACUCAGUCUAUGGUCACUUCAUAUAUAAAUUUCAUAGAAAUCUGUUCGGUAUUUAAAUCUUGAAAAGGUAACUGACAGACAUGCAGAGUUGCUUUCGCAUUUAUAAUAAUAGCAUGGAUGCUUAUAAUUUUCGAAAUGGCACUAUAAUUAUUGUUUGAUUGUAUUUGAAUAAGUUGUAUUGUUUUAUUGCGCUAUAGUCACGCCACAGAUAUUGUAUAUGACGACUGGUUGCACCCAACACGAGACCGAACAUUGCAGAAAACUAGCACAGUUAAGUCAAGUAUGGAAGAGAAUCAUUGUCCGAUCGAUCACUUAUUUAUUAGUUGCGUAUAAUGACGAACAUCUGUAAAAAAAUCUUUGAGUAGUUAACACGUUUCAAGUACAGAAUACUUAAAAUAAAUCUAUUUUUAACGAACA
This is a messenger RNA of Cydia splendana, 3299 nucleotides long. RefSeq names its product serine/threonine-protein kinase tricornered (gene trc). Gene Ontology annotation, molecular function: ATP binding; protein serine/threonine kinase activity. The record is from RefSeq and is a predicted model, not a curated record. The transcript is spliced from 11 exons. Gene Ontology annotation, biological process: intracellular signal transduction; peptidyl-serine phosphorylation. Lineage: Eukaryota; Metazoa; Arthropoda; Insecta; Lepidoptera; Tortricidae. Bases 436 to 1827 code for a protein of 463 amino acids.